Molecule: messenger RNA, 1191 nt
Organism: Trichoplax adhaerens
Lineage: Eukaryota; Metazoa; Placozoa; Uniplacotomia; Trichoplacea; Trichoplacidae
Exons: 16
Coding region: 1-1191 (396 amino acids)
Biological process (GO): DNA-templated transcription initiation; transcription preinitiation complex assembly; transcription by RNA polymerase III
Cellular component (GO): nucleus; transcription preinitiation complex; transcription factor TFIIIB complex
Molecular function (GO): RNA polymerase III type 3 promoter sequence-specific DNA binding; RNA polymerase III general transcription initiation factor activity
Source: RefSeq, a predicted model, not a curated record
AUGAAUAUGGUUGCUUCAUCGAGUAAUCCAUUGCAAUGCCACUCGUGUGGAAGUCGAGAAAUUGAUUAUGACAACAUUGGCACUGAACGAAGUCGAGUAUGCAAAAACUGUGGUGUCGUUAUAGGAGAUAUGGUUUCUCACAAUAUGGACAAGGCAUUCAAUGAGCACACUGUCUAUGUCCCUAAUGAUAGCCACUGGACUCGUAGUGGAGCUGCAGGUUCCAAAAGUAACGUGACUCUUUUUAGGCGAAAAUCAUUCCGUACCGUGAAACGCUUAACCAAAACUCUCUGCCUUCCAAGUGAUAUACAGGAUCAGGCGCUAAAUCUACUGAAGCAGUUGUAUAAACACCUUAAGAGCCGAUAUUUCCAGGGAGAAAAACUUGUAGCUGCUGGGUACAAACUGCCAGUUUAUUUAAAAAUUGUUCAGUUUUGCGUUGAAGUGCAAUGGCUCGAUACUGGACGACUGAGACCACCUCUGAUAGGUGCAGCUGCUUACCUUGCUUUAAAGUCAAGUGAUAGUCCUAAGGCAAAUAUAGACGCAAUAUGCAAGGAUUGUAAAAUUAGCACUGGCAUAUUCAUGAAAAGGAGACGUGAAAUUGAAGAUGUUUGCAUGAAUUGCAUUAAAUUUCUACCAUGGAUUAAGCAAGAUUUGGUCGAUAGCAUUAGUAAACUGAUGCAAUUUGCAUUAUUCAUAGAUAUCUCACGAAAGAAGAUUGCCCAUUAUCUACCAAAAAUUAUUAAAUAUAAAGAAGUCAUUAAACACUCAAUAAAAGAAAAAGCUGAUGCUCAGACUUAUGCGCCCAUAUCCUUUGCGCAAAAUCAACGGAAAUCCCUAGAAAAUCGAAAGGCCAUUAAAGAAGUUAAGGAAAGCCUGUUGUUGAAUGGUGAAGAAGUGAACGAAGAGGAUUUGUGGAAAACUCUAAAAGGAAUUCAUACUAAUCCCGGCGAACACAAUGAAGCCGUUAUCAAGUUACUACUUGCUCAUGGCUAUUCAGAAGACGACUUGGCUGAUGGAUACUAUGAAUCACGUUUAUGUCAGUUAAUGCCAUCGUCGUCGCAGAAUGGGGAAGAGCUAGGUCAGGAAGAUAUUGCUGAAGAAGAGAUGCAUAACUUUUUGAAAUCGGCGGAAGAGGUGCAGAAACUUAAGGUUGUGGGCUCUAUGCCCAAGGUCCAUAAGAAGAAUUCCAAAUAA